Messenger RNA from Dentiscutata erythropus, 133 nucleotides. Lineage: Eukaryota; Fungi; Glomeromycota; Glomeromycetes; Diversisporales; Gigasporaceae. The record is from the annotation of a GenBank genome assembly.
AUAUUUGAGGGAACACUUUGUACAUGCCUGAAACUUUACCGAGUGCAUGGAUAUUCGACAAAAAAUAUUAAUAUUCUUCUAUGGAAUACAUCGUUCGGAAGUCUUGAUAGAAUCACACCCUUUCCUUGUGUUG